AUGGAAAUGAACAGAAGCUCUGGGGCAGACUUCAUCCUUCUGGGAUUUUCUAGUCGACCACAACUGGAGCAUGCCAUCUCUGUCGUUGUCUUCAUCUUCUAUAUUGUGACUCUGGCAGGAAACACAACCAUCAUUCUAGUGUCUUAUCUGGACUCUCAGCUCCAUACUCCCAUGUAUUUCUUUUUAUCUAAUUUGUCUUUUGUGGACCUCUGUUACACUACUAGCAUUGUCCCACAGAUGCUGGUAAAUCUAUGGGGUCCAAAGAAGUCUAUCACAUAUGGAGGGUGUGUGCUCCAGUUCUUCUUUGCUCUGGACCUGGGAGCCACAGAAUGUCUCCUCUUGGCCGUAAUGGCCUAUGAUCGUUAUGCUGCUGUUUGUCAACCUCUUCACUACACAGUAAUAAUGCACCCUGUUCUUUGCCAGAAGAUGGUGCUGUCAGCCUGGUUGGGUGGUCUUGGCAGUGCCUUAAUUCUUUGUUCCUUGACUUUGAAGUUGCCAAGGUGUGGACACCGGGAAGUGGAUAAUUUUUUCUGUGAAAUGCCAGCGUUGAUCAAGAUGGCUUGUGUCUACUCCAGAGUAAUCGAGAUUGUUGUGUUUACUCUUGGAGUUAUAUUUCUUCUUGUACCUCUAUCACUAAUCCUCAUCUCCUAUGGAGUCAUUACUCAGGCUGUGAUGAAGAUCAAGUCAGCAACAAGGUGGAAAAAGGUUCUUAAUACAUGUGGUUCCCACCUCACAGUAGUCACCUUGUUUUAUGGAACACUCAUUUAUAUGUACAUGAGGCCACAGAAUACCAUAUCCCACGAGGAAGGACAGUUUUUUACUCUUUUUUACACUAUUGUUACCCCUAGCCUUAACCCUUUGAUCUACACCUUAAGAAACAAAGACGUGAAGAGUGCAGUGAAGAGAAUUCUAGGAAUAGACAAACAUUCUGCCAAAGUGUGA
This is a messenger RNA of Onychomys torridus (southern grasshopper mouse), 942 nucleotides long. RefSeq names its product putative olfactory receptor 2W6. The coding region runs from base 1 to 942 and encodes 313 amino acids. The transcript has a single exon. Gene Ontology annotation, cellular component: membrane. Lineage: Eukaryota; Metazoa; Chordata; Mammalia; Rodentia; Cricetidae. Gene Ontology annotation, molecular function: G protein-coupled receptor activity; olfactory receptor activity. Gene Ontology annotation, biological process: G protein-coupled receptor signaling pathway. The record is from RefSeq and is a predicted model, not a curated record.